Sus scrofa (pig) is the source of this 3422-nucleotide messenger RNA. It is a transcript of the gene TFE3, whose product is annotated as transcription factor binding to IGHM enhancer 3. Lineage: Eukaryota; Metazoa; Chordata; Mammalia; Artiodactyla; Suidae. Gene Ontology annotation, cellular component: nucleus. Gene Ontology annotation, molecular function: RNA polymerase II cis-regulatory region sequence-specific DNA binding; DNA-binding transcription factor activity, RNA polymerase II-specific; protein dimerization activity. Gene Ontology annotation, biological process: regulation of osteoclast differentiation; positive regulation of DNA-templated transcription; humoral immune response. The record is from RefSeq and is a predicted model, not a curated record.
CGAGCUGUCUAUCCAUCAUGCGGUCACUUCCUGUGGAGUUUCCCCAGCCCAGGGAGGAGGGGGAAGAGGACGAGGGGGAGGAAGGCGGUCGUCCGGGGUUAGGUUGGGGGGGGUGUCGGUCCGUUUAGGGCGGGGGAUGACUCACGGCCCAUCCCAUCUCCCCGACGCCGCCCGCCGGCGCAGAGCUCGCUCCAUGGCUUAGCGGAGGAGGCGGUGGCGAGCGGGGGAGGGGGACUCUUAUUUUGUUGGGGGGACCGGGCCGAGGCCCGACCGGCCUGGCAGGGCUCGCCCGGGGCCGGGCGUCAUGUCUCAUGCGGCCGAGCCAGCUCGGGACGGCGUAGAGGCCAGCGCGGAGGGCCCUCGAGCCGUGUUCGUGCUGUUGGAGGAGCGCAGGCCGGCCGACUCGGCCCAGCUGCUCAGCCUGAAUUCUUUGCUUCCGGAAUCCGGGAUUGUUGCUGACAUCGAAUUAGAAAACAUCCUCGAUCCUGACAGCUUCUACGAGCUCAAAAGCCAACCCCUAUCAUUACGGUCAAGCCUCCCAAUAUCUCUCCAGGCCACACCAGCCACCCCAGCUACACUCUCUGCAUCAUCUUCUGCAGGGGGCUCCAGGACCCCUGCCAUGUCGUCAUCUUCUUCAUCGCGGGUCUUGCUGCGACAGCAGCUAAUGCGGGCCCAGGCCCAGGAGCAGGAGAGGCGUGAGCGUCGGGAACAGGCUGCAGCCUCUUCCUUCCCGAGUCCUGCACCUGCCUCUCCUGCCAUCUCUGUGGUCGGUGUCUCUGCUGGGGGCCACACACUGGGUCGUCCUCCCCCUGCUCAGGUGCCCAGGGAGGUGCUCAAGGUGCAGACCCAUCUGGAGAACCCGACACGCUACCACCUGCAGCAGGCACGCCGGCAGCAGGUGAAACAGUACCUGUCCACCACCCUUGGGCCCAAGCUGGCUUCCCAGGCCCUCACCCCACCGCCGGGGGCUGCUAGUGCCCAGCCGCUCCCCGCCCCUGAGGCCACCCACGCUACUGGCCCCACAGGCAGUGCUCCCAACAGCCCCAUGGCGCUGCUCACCAUCGGGUCUAACUCAGAGAAGGAGAUUGAUGAAGUCAUCGAUGAGAUCAUUAGCCUGGAGUCCAGUUACAAUGAUGAGAUGCUCAGCUAUCUGCCUGGAGGCACCACAGGGCUGCAGCUUCCCAGCACGCUGCCUGUGUCAGGGAAUCUGCUCGACGUGUACAGUAGUCAGGGUGUGGCCACGCCAGCCAUCACCGUCAGCAACUCCUGUCCAGCUGAGCUGCCCAAUAUCAAACGGGAGAUCUCUGAGACGGAGGCCAAGGCCCUUUUGAAGGAACGGCAGAAGAAAGACAAUCACAACCUAAUUGAACGUCGCAGGCGAUUCAACAUUAACGACAGGAUCAAGGAGUUGGGCACUCUCAUCCCCAAGUCCAGUGACCCGGAGAUGCGCUGGAACAAGGGCACCAUCCUGAAAGCCUCGGUGGAUUAUAUCCGCAAAUUGCAGAAGGAGCAGCAGCGCUCCAAAGACCUGGAGACCCGGCAGCGAUCCCUGGAGCAAGCCAACCGCAGCCUGCAGCUCCGAAUUCAGGAGUUAGAACUGCAGGCCCAGAUCCAUGGUCUGCCAGUACCUCCCACCCCAGGGCUGCUCUCGCUGGCCACAACUUCAGCCUCUGAUAGCCUCAAGCCAGAGCAGCUGGAUGUUGAAGAGGAGGGCAGGCCAGGCACAGCAACGUUUCAUGCGGCCGGGGGACCUGCCCAGAGCGCUCCCCAUCAGCAGCCCCCAGCGCCACCCUCCGAUGCCCUUCUGGACCUGCACUUUCCCAGCGACCACCUAGGGGAUCUGGGAGACCCCUUCCACCUGGGGCUGGAGGACAUUCUGAUGGAGGAGGAGGAGGGGGUGGUGGGGGGACUGUCAGGGGGCGCCCUAUCCCCACUGCGGGCUGCCUCCGAUCCCCUGCUUUCUUCAGUAUCCCCCGCUGUCUCCAAGGCCAGCAGUCGCCGCAGCAGCUUCAGCAUGGAGGAGGAGUCCUGAUCAGGCCUCACCCCUCCCCUGGGGCGUCCCCACCCAGGACGGGAGGACCAAGUCUCGGAUGAGGCCCCGCCUUUUCCCCCCACCUUCCCAUGAGACUGCCCUGCCCAGGUGUACAGGGGAUGAGGAGAUGAGAUGAAGCCCCACCCCUGUAACCAGGCAAGGAGGAGGAGUCAGAUGAGGCCCCGCCCCUUCCCCAUCGGAGAGGCCAGCGCAAGUAUUUCAGACCUGGAGAAGGCAGGGACGGCAGGGCCUGGCCCCGGCAGAUCAGCAGCCUCACCUCUGCCCUGUGGGACCUGCCCUUGCCCCAGGUGAGGGAAGGAGAUAGGAUGAGGUCGAGGGGCCCCUGGCCCCUAGGGACUGUCCUAGCCAGGUUUCCUGGGAUGAAGCGGUGGCAGGAUACAAGGCUCGAUUUCCUGGCGCCAUCAGUAUAGUCCCUCCUGGCAAGGAAGAGGAGUCAAAAUGAGGGCGGUUCCACUCUGGGGGUUUAAGCCCUGCCCUUUCCCUGUGAACCCUGUCCUGCCCAGGCAAGGAACAGAAGUGAGGAUGAGAGCCAGCCCCUUCACCUGGGAACUCAGUCCUGGCCUUCUAGCCGUGGAGGAGUCAGGCCCCGCCCCUUCCCUAUAGGAAUAGCCCAGCGCAGGUAUUUCAGGCAUGGAGGAGUUCGUAAGAUCAGGCAACUUUGAGAUCACAGCAACUUCCCUUCCAAGCAUUCCACACUGCAGGGAGGAGUGGUACUUAAGCUCCCCCGCCUUAACCUGGACCAAGUGACCUAACCUAGGAGAGCUUUAAACGACCUUGCCCUUGAAGGUGGGGGCAGAUCUUAACAUCUUGUGGGUUGACAUUCCAGAUCCCAAUCAGGAGUGAGUGAGAGUGAGACCUCCACCCUGGGGCAGAGGUUUGCCUCCUUCCUUGCAAGGAGGAGACUUGGGUAGCGAUGGAGCUCAGCCGGGUACUGAAUGCCCAGAACCCACAACCCAGUACUGUUUGUCAACUUGUAGCCCAACAGGAUGCAGGAAAGGGGCCUUUCCAGGGAGUUCCCCAGCCUAGGAAAAAUGUGGAAGCCUGUCCCACCAAGGCAGAGGCCUAGAGGGAGGAUUGCAAAAGCGUAUGUGUCCCCUCUUUUGUUAAUCUGAUUUUUUUUAUUGACACCCCCUACUCAGAAGCUAGCUCACCCCCAACCUCUGGCCUCCACCCAGUUCUCCAUUUGGAGAAAUCAUCCCCAUUUCAGAGUUAUCAAGAGACACUCCGUGCCCGUUCUCAUCCACAAACACCCAAGUCGUCAGCUUUGGAUUGGGGCCAAGCCCCAAGGAGGGUGUACUGAGGGGUCUGUAGGUUUGUGAUUAAAAUAAUAAAUGCUAGGCGUGUUUGAUGCGCUUUUAACUUUGGCAAA